This is a messenger RNA of Neohortaea acidophila, 1662 nucleotides long. RefSeq lists its product as uncharacterized. The transcript is spliced from 3 exons. Gene Ontology annotation, cellular component: SCF ubiquitin ligase complex. Gene Ontology annotation, biological process: SCF-dependent proteasomal ubiquitin-dependent protein catabolic process. Lineage: Eukaryota; Fungi; Ascomycota; Dothideomycetes; Mycosphaerellales; Teratosphaeriaceae. The coding region runs from base 1 to 1662 and encodes 553 amino acids. The record is from RefSeq and is a predicted model, not a curated record.
AUGGCCGCCUUGCCUGUCGACCUUCUGCAUCUUCUCUCGGAUCAGAUUGCAAACGAACAAGACUUUGCCACACUCUACAGUUGUGUAGCAAGUAGCCGGCAUUUCGCGGAGGCUGGCGCGGUCGCUGCGCUCUAUCGUGCUUGCCACGAAUCACCUGUCAAAGGCGGCGGCAAUGAAGGUCUCCCUCUACCAGUGCAGGAACUGAACGUACAGAAGUGGUCGAUCCUUUGGCGGACGAUUAUUCUCUCUGCUCUUGGAAAGACCGCCUUCCCCUAUUGCCGCUACCUUCGCUUCCUCGACCUGCGAGAUCUUGGAUAUCUGCUGGAAGACGACAAGUUUCGUGGCCAGAUUGCAUCGCACUUCUUCAAGGAUGAUCUCGCUCGAUUCCACUUUACGAUCCGCGGUAUCGGUAAGGCCCGUAUCGUUCGGCUGGAUCGGCCAAAGAUCAUUCAUGCUAUCGCGGACGAGAUCACACAGCAUGCUCCCAUGCUGGAAGCAAUUUCCGAACCAACUGGCCUGGACGUAUUGUCAACAGCUCUACUCACUUGGGCGCCCCGGCUCGAACAUCUUCAAAGACUGGACUUGUUCGAUGGCAGAGCAUUUGCUGACGAUCAAUUGCGCAAUUUGCUACAUGCUCACUGUCCCAAUCUCGCGAUGUUGAAGAUUUAUCGAUCUUCAAGCACUGAAGCCGACCAUGCACUGGCAACAUUCAUCGGAGGUAUGCCGGAGAAUAAGCUUACCUAUUUUGAAAACCACGGCGACUGUGGGAUUGGUGCUGAGACGUGUCUGGCAAUGAACAGUCAUAGCAAGAGUCUCAAACACCUGAAACUGGGACUGUCGGAAGAUGGAGUGUUGGCUCUGGGCCUGUUACAAGGCUGCACUGCCUUGCGAACGUUGGCCGUCUCCUCGGACCGAGUUUCAGUCGAUCUGAAAGCCACCCAGAACGACACCUACCUCGAAAUCGUGGAGUGGCUGCGGAACUGCGUCUCGCUCAAGGAUGUCAGCUUCCACAACAUCAUCUCCGCUCCCGAUCUGGUAACGCCAGUGCUUCUCAACAAAGGGGUCACGCUGGAAGAACUGGACAUCAAUGCCACCAAGGAGGAUGCUAUGUACGUGGUGAAAGACCACCACGACUUCCAUCGUGCAUUGAGUGAGCAGCCGACACUACGACGUCUACACCUGCGCGCCGACCCCGACACCAUGGCUCGAGAUGAUAUUGAUGUCCUGAUGACAUCACUCUGCUCUUUGGCAGGACUCCGCGAGCUGAGGCUUACCCGUAUUACCGACUACUUCACCGACGAACACAUCAGCCUUCUCGCUCAGCAUUUGCCCGACCUGGAAGAGCUCACAAUCGGCGGUUACGGCAUUUCCGACGCCGUCUUUGCCGCGAUUUCCACAUUGACAAACCUCAAGGCUGUCACAUUCUCCGGUGUUACCACUUUCACCACCGAGGGGAUCAUGGAAUACAUCGACAAGCUCGGACCCGGCAAUACCGGGCUCGUGUUGUCGGUGGAUAUGGCAGAUCAGGAUACAGCAAUUGCGUCCGACGAACAAGACCUGCUCCGAGAGCUGAUUGCGGCGAAAGUGGAUGGCCGCUUUGAUUACCAGUUACUCAGAGAUCCGAAUGUGCCCGAAUUCGAUGCCUCUGACGACUCUGAUUGA